This is a messenger RNA of Pteropus alecto (black flying fox), 717 nucleotides long. Its product is annotated as cell surface glycoprotein CD200 receptor 1-like. Gene Ontology annotation, cellular component: external side of plasma membrane. The transcript has 5 exons. Gene Ontology annotation, biological process: regulation of neuroinflammatory response. The record is from RefSeq and is a predicted model, not a curated record. Lineage: Eukaryota; Metazoa; Chordata; Mammalia; Chiroptera; Pteropodidae. Gene Ontology annotation, molecular function: signaling receptor activity.
AUGUUAAUAACAUGAGAAAUAGUUUUCAUAGACAAACCUUUCUGCAUCAAAGCCUACAGGAAAGAUAGAAAUAAAACAGUGAAAAUAAACUGCAUUGAUGAGAGAAUAACCUGGGUCUCCCAACCUGACCAGAAUGCUGCCCAUCAGAUUGAUCUAGUGACCAUCGGUCAUGAUGCUGUUUUAAUGAAGUACCACAAACUAAGUGGCUUAAACGAUAGAAAGUAUUGUCUCGGAGUUUUGGAGGCUAGAAUUCCAAGAUCACGGUGUCAACAGGUGGCCCCUGAGGUGACCCUGUUUCAAAGCAAGAAUAAAACUGUGGUGUGCAAGGCAAUUGCAGGGAAGCCAGCUGCACAGAUCUCCUGGACCCCAGAAGGAGAUUGUGUCACUGAGCAAGAAUAUCUGGACAAUGGCACAGUGACUGUCCAGAGUACAUGCCACUGGGCAGAUAGCGAUGUGUCUACUGUGUCCUGUUCUGUCUCCCAUUGGACUGGCAACAAGAGUCAGUCCAUAGAGCUGAGUCAAGGUGUCGGAAUCCUGAAAUUGCCCAUGUUGUAUCUACUGGUAAUUCUCUAUGUGAAACUCUCUAUUUUCUUGGCUAUCCUGGUCAUUGGGACGUUCAUCUGCUUCCAGAGGAUAAAUGGUUGCAGUGAGUUUUUAUUUGCAAAUGACCCUGCUUCUUAUCCUAAAGAAGAAGAUGACUUAGCCAAAAUCAAAUAA